This is a messenger RNA of Neoarius graeffei (lesser salmon catfish), 2668 nucleotides long. RefSeq names its product hypoxia inducible factor 1 subunit alpha inhibitor (gene hif1an). Gene Ontology annotation, biological process: peptidyl-aspartic acid hydroxylation; negative regulation of Notch signaling pathway. Bases 20 to 1390 code for a protein of 456 amino acids. The record is from RefSeq and is a predicted model, not a curated record. Gene Ontology annotation, cellular component: cytoplasm; nucleus. NCBI's taxonomy places the organism in Eukaryota, Metazoa, Chordata, Actinopteri, Siluriformes, Ariidae. Gene Ontology annotation, molecular function: peptidyl-histidine dioxygenase activity; [protein]-asparagine 3-dioxygenase activity; ankyrin repeat binding. The transcript is spliced from 9 exons.
UAGUGUUUGGUUGUAGUGCAUGAGUCAUUGUGUCUGGCUUCACACAGCCGGAACAAAAAACACAGCACAGUCAAGCUGGGGCCAAACAAACCCGAGCUGCUCCAGCAGUCAGGCUGAGUGCACAGCUGCCAGGCUAGCACACUGUCACAGGACAACUCACCAGCUGGUAUAUAGCUCUUAUAAACCUUUUCCCCACAUACCAGGAAAACAACAGAGCCUCUCCUGCAAGGACAGUCACCCUCACGGAGAGACCGAGACCGUGGAAAUGGCCACAGCGACAGUGGCUGAAGCUGAGCAGACCUCCACCGAUGCAGCUAACGCUUUCUUACACGUUCAUGAUUCGGGUUGGACUGAAUCUCAGCUUCGCAAGUACCCGUUCCAAACUAAACAAAUCCCACGGCUUUCUCAUACAGACCCCCGAGCAGAGAUCCUCAUCAACAACGAGGAACCUGUCGUGUUAACAGACACCAACUUGGUUUAUCCAGCGCUCAAGUGGGACAUCGGUUACUUGCACGAGAACAUUGGCAAUGGGGACUUUUCUGUGUACAUUGCUGAAAGCCACAAAUUCUUAUAUUAUGACGAGAAGAAAAUGUCGAACUUUGAGAACUUUGUACCAAAGUCACACAGAAUAGAGAUGAAGUUUUCCGAGUUUGUAGAAAAGAUGCGCCAAACAGAGGAGCUGAAUGGAAGACAGAGAGUAUACUUGCAGCAAACCCUGAAUGACACAGUUGGGAGAAAAAUUGUUGUGGAUUUUCUGGGAUUCAACUGGAACUGGAUCAACAAACAGCAAACCAAACGAAACUGGGGGCAGCUAACAUCAAACCUUUUACUCAUAGGCAUGGAAGGCAACGUGACACCAGCGCAUUAUGAUGAGCAGCAGAAUUUCUUUGCACAAAUCAAAGGUUACAAGAGAUGCAUCCUUUUCCCACCAGACCAGUUUGAGUGUCUCUACCCUUACCCUGUUCAUCAUCCAUGCGACAGGCAGAGCCAGGUUGAUUUUGAAAACCCCGAUUAUGAAAAGUUUCCCAAAUUUAAAAACGUCUUUGGAUAUGAGGCUGUUGUUGGACCAGGGGAUGUGCUGUACAUUCCUAUGUACUGGUGGCAUCACAUCGAGUCCUUGUUAAAUGGAGGAGUAACUAUCACCGUCAACUUCUGGUACAAGGGUGCACCCACUCCAAAGAGGAUAGAGUACCCACUGAAGGCCCAUCAGAAGGUGGCCAUUAUGAGGAACAUUGAAAAAAUGUUAGGAGAGGCCUUGGGGGAUCCACAUGAGGUUGGGCCUUUGCUGAACAUGAUGAUCAAGGGGAGAUACGAACAAGCUGUCACAGUUACAGAGUACCAGAUGAAGGAGCAAAACUGCUCAGCAUUGCAGCAGCUGUCAGCCGUUUAGCACAGGCUGCCUGAUCAAGCUGAGCUGCCACUGUGGAUCUCUACUCAUUCUGUAGUGUUAUAAACAGGACGUAUCCCACAGAAUGAACUAGUCGCCUAUUAUUUUAUUAGCUAAUCUGUGGAUUUUGUUCUUUGGCCUGUGAAGAACAUUUGGCAUGAGCCAGAGCACACUGAAUACGGAGAAACUAGCAACUGGGAAUCCAAACUUCACAAGGAAGAUAAAUUGGUGAGCCAUUAUAUAUCAUUUCACCCUCUUCCCAUCAAGUGAGAGAAGAGAUGCCUUAUCUGUUCAGCAAGGGGGAAAGAAAAAAAAAUCAGUCCUGAAGCCUUUUACUCUUCCACCAGUGUAGCACUGGAGUUCACUCUUUCACACCUGUUUGUUUCUCUCUUGCUCUCAUUAGCUGUGGCUCCUGCCAGUCACUGUGUAGAUAGACGACUUUUGUGUCUGAACUUGGGGUGAGAUGAUGUUUGACGUAUGAGUAACAACAUGUGGACAAAUUUCACACCAAUUCCAACCCCAUGCCCUGACAUAUCUCUGAUUGAAAGUAACUAUUGCAGGGUUAUGCAAGGUCAAGAAGAUCAAGAAGCAAAGAAAGAAAAACAAACACUAUAUGCACUGUAGCUUUUAUUUAUAUCUGUAAUUCAAAUCAUAAAUGCCAUAAAAUGGAGAAGUCGACAACGUGCCACAUGAUGAAAGGGACGGGGAUGUAAGCCAAAAUAAUUUUGUAAAUAAGAAAAUAUUCACUUGUAUUCAAUUUGUGCCCAUUUGUUAGGCAAGUGUCACUUCCACGUACAUUAUCUGUGAACUCGCUGUUAAUUCACUGAUCACUUGAAAUUGCAUUUAAAUAGUUUUUACUUGGAGUACUCAUCAGAUUUGCAUAAUUAAUUCUGUUUCGCCUUAAAUUUCUAGAGAAUAUUGUCCGGGUACAGGGUACCUUUUUUUUCUUUUUUUGGUCAGAUAUUUAAACACCCAGGGAUUUUAAAGAAAUGAAGGUCUUGCAGAAUUAAGCAUUAAAAAAAAAGUAUUAUCCAGUUGUGUUUUUCCUUCUUGUUAACUACAAAUUUCCUGUUUUAUUGAAAAAUAUUGCUGUACUGUAUUAGUCACUGAAUAAGAUGCUCCACCCUGUUGUGCAUGUAGUUCAUAAAUCAAAGGCUCUUUAGCUGCAAAGGUACACUGUCUUUUCCCAAACCUUCCCAAAUGUUUCAGGAUGCUUGAAUUCAUUGUUAAGAAAUGUGUUUCUUCGAGAGAAAUAAACCCUUACCCAUUAUUUACCAUUAA